Molecule: messenger RNA, 660 nt
Organism: Spirodela intermedia
Lineage: Eukaryota; Viridiplantae; Streptophyta; Magnoliopsida; Alismatales; Araceae
Source: the annotation of a GenBank genome assembly
AUGUGUGGAGGCGCGAUCGUUUCCGACUUCGUCCCUUCACAUUCCAUCCGCAGGAAGAGGGUCAUCACCGGUACGGAGCCAUGGCCGCUGGAGUACUUCCCCGAGGACCGGCCGACGGCGGCGGCGGCGGUUUCCGAGGCGCCGACGCCACCGGGGGAGGAGCGGAAGAAGCGAGUUCGGAAGAACCUAUACCGCGGGAUCCGCCGCCGCCCGUGGGGGAAGUGGGCGGCGGAGAUAAGGGACCCCGCAAAGGGGGUCCGCGUAUGGCUCGGCACCUACCAGUCGCCAGAGGAGGCCGCCCGCGCCUACGACCGGGCGGCCCGGCGCAUUCGCGGCAGCAAGGCCAAGCUUAAUUUCACCGACAGUAACGAGGACGACGGCACCGCCGCCCAUCGCCGCGAGGAGCCUCGCUUCCAGCGGCGCCACCAGACGCAUCCACAAGCGGCGCCGCCCAGCGGCCAGCUCCCGGAGGACGACAUGCAGGCAUUGGAAUCGUACAUGAAGUUCCUCGACGAGGACCUGUAUAGCACGGGACACGGCGGCGCGGCGACCCCGCCGUCGUCGUCCGGCACUCCCCCGACCUCGGCUGAAACGACUUCCACGUUGGAGCUGUGGGGAUACGAUAAUGCCCUCAACGCCGACUGUCUAAAUCUCUUCUGA